Messenger RNA from Vairimorpha ceranae, 240 nucleotides. RefSeq lists its product as hypothetical. The record is from RefSeq and is a predicted model, not a curated record. NCBI's taxonomy places the organism in Eukaryota, Fungi, Microsporidia, Nosematidae. The transcript has a single exon. Bases 1 to 240 code for a protein of 79 amino acids.
AUGACUAUUGUGUUUAAAGAAAUUAGAAAAUGUUCUGUAAAUUUUUCCUUCAAAUCUUAUUUAUUUUUUAAUUUUUUUUAUUUCCCGAUACAACUUACGGCUGAGCAUAGAUUAAAAAUUGUUUGCUUACAUGGCCAAAAAAUAACACAGGGCAAAAUAGUCGAACAAAUUGGUGUGUCUAAGAGCACUGUAUUAAGACUCUUUUCUAAGUACAAAGAAUUAGACUACUUGUGCAUUUAA